CAAAUGCCAAAACAGGCUAAAUCCAAAAUUUAAAAAAGUUGAGAUAUUGAUGACAUUGAGUUCUGUAUUACCUAGGCUACAGAUUUGUCACUUCAAAAUGUUCCAAAACCAGUUAAAAACUGUUUAAAAUUAAUAUUUAAAAGUGAAGGUUGUUCCAAAAUCAGUUAUAUCCUAUAGCCAUUCGGUUCCAAAAACAGUCAUAUCUGCACAGAUGACAAUGUUCCAAAACCAGCUAUAUCAAACUACAAUAACUUACAAUGUUUCAUGUUUCUGUGUCAAAAUAAGUUAAAUCCCAAAAGACUUUUCCUAUAGGGAACUGCUGAUCAUUUUCCUUCUGAAUUAAUUGUUUAUUUUGUUGGCUAAUUUUAAAUUUCAAAGGCUAAAAUAGUGUUAUAAGAAGCAAUAGCACUCAAUUAUUUAACAUUAUUUUAAAAGCUCCUGAUUUGUUGUGUGUCAUAAACAUGGAGGCUGAACAUACAGGAGGUAUUUUAGAAGGUAGUGAAGGCGUUGGUAUUGAUAUUAUAAAUGCUGAAGUUGUAAUUGUUCAACAAGAAAAUGUCAAUAUAAUGGACAUAACAGUGGAAACUCCACAAAAUGUGGAACAAGUAGAGUUGGUAGAAGAGAUGCCUGGCCCUUUGGCAAAGAAAAGGAAGAAAAACGAAAGAGCAUGGAAGAAAACUGUUGCAAAAGUUGCUAGACACCGCCCGAAGGGAUUUCCACAGAUGCCUAGUUGUAAACAUUCGGCCAAAAGUAAGUACCGCUGCGCAGAACUUUCCCUGCAGGAUGUUAGAAAGAUACAUCAGCAAUACUAUAAAGACGCUGACCUUCAAUCAAAGAAGAAUUUUAUUCUUCAGCACGUCAUUGUUUCCUCAGCAAAAAGGACUCGUCUUCCAGAAGGUAUCAAAUCAAAAAGAAAUGUAAGUACUGACUUUUUCUUACCUAAAAUGAGGAACAACAAAACUGAGAAUGUUAAAGUAUGUCGGGCAGCACUACUUACAAUUUUGCAAGAGAGUAAAAACCGAGUGCAAUUGAUUUGCAAAAAGUACCUGGAAACAGGCGUCGUACCUUUGGAGACUCGUGGAGGAGCACGCCAAGUUGAUAAAUAUAAUAUAAAGAAAGACAGCAUCAAAUCUUUUAUUAAAACAUUUAUUCCAGUACAAAAACACUAUUGCAGAGCGAAAAACAAGCAUAGGCAAUACCUUCCAAGUGAGCUUAACAUUACAAAAAUGUGGAAAAUGUAUAUUGAGCAGCAUCCAACUGAAGAAUUAAAGUGUGAGUAUGACUUUUUCAGGCUGGUUUUUUCUGAGAACUUUAACAUUGGUUUUGACGCUCCGUACACUGAUAAGUGUUCAACCUGCACAAGGCUUGAGUGUGAACUAGCCACAGAAAAAGAUGCAGGCAAGCGUGAAACACUAAAGCUAAACCUAAAAGCCCACAAAGUCCGUGCAGACAAAUUCUACAAACUUUUGCAAGAAAAUAAUGAUAAAGAGCUUAUUCUGAGCUAUGAUUGUCAGAAAAAUCUUGUCCUUCCUAAAAUACCGGACCAAGCCGCCAUACUAUAA
Messenger RNA from Homalodisca vitripennis (glassy-winged sharpshooter), 1562 nucleotides. RefSeq lists its product as uncharacterized. NCBI's taxonomy places the organism in Eukaryota, Metazoa, Arthropoda, Insecta, Hemiptera, Cicadellidae. The transcript is spliced from 2 exons. The record is from RefSeq and is a predicted model, not a curated record. The coding region runs from base 462 to 1562 and encodes 366 amino acids.